This is a messenger RNA of Gopherus flavomarginatus (Mexican gopher tortoise), 910 nucleotides long. RefSeq names its product mitochondrial ribosomal protein L48 (gene MRPL48). The transcript has 8 exons. Gene Ontology annotation, cellular component: mitochondrial ribosome. The record is from RefSeq and is a predicted model, not a curated record. The coding region runs from base 80 to 718 and encodes 212 amino acids. Lineage: Eukaryota; Metazoa; Chordata; Testudines; Testudinidae.
CGGGGGACGCGUUUGCCUGCCUGGCUCGGCCCACUCUUCCGGCCGGGUGUUCGCUGCCGGGGCCGGGCAGCGGGCGAGGAUGUGCUCGGCGCUGCGGAAGGUGCUAUGCCUGGGGAAGGAAAUGUUUCUAAAACAGGCAUUUGCUCUUAGCAGAGUAACAGCGGCCAGAGAGAGCCCCAUCUGUGCUGUAGGCAGCACGUUGUUGAGCUGCAACAGACACUACAGGUCCCAGCCGACCCAUGGCAUUGGGAGGUUCAGACACCUGCUUCCACCGGAGGUUUCAAAGAGGAAAAGGGACAGGGUACGGAUGAAGGAGAUUCGGGCUGGAUCAGAUCACGAAUAUGGAGACCUGAACAUACAGAUGACGGCGUACGACAUGUGCCUGGUGGAGCAUUUUGCUCAAUAUGUUCAUAAACUCUGCAACCGACUCUCCAUUCGAGUGACUGAAAGCUAUGCCAUGCCCACUAAAACCAUGGAGGUGAUGCUCAUGCAGGAGCAAGGGUCCAGGCUGUACCUGGAUGCUGUUCUUACAACUCACCAGCGAGUUGUACAGAUCAGUGGUUUGAGUUCAACGUUUGCUCCUGUAUUCUUGGAGGUUAUUCAGAGUAACCAGCCCGAAGGGGUCCAUCUGUCAGUGAAAGAGCAUACAGAGACAGACUUCAAGGUUCGAUUAAAGGCUCGACCGGAACUUGAAGAGCUGAUGGCGCAAAUGAGCUGAGCCAGUGUCCAGCGAAAACUAUCCAAUCCAUUUCAAAGCCAUCUUUGUGACGCUAGUCAUCCCUUAAUUGGCUCCUGGUAGCCUUGAAAGGCAGCUCUUAAUAUGCUCUUAAUGAUAUGUUUGUUGCUUGCAUGAUGUUUCCACUGCUCUGUUAAGGAGCUUAUUUUAAUGAAGUGAAAUGUACCCAUUGUG